Glycine soja is the source of this 1447-nucleotide messenger RNA. RefSeq names its product transcription factor bHLH113-like. Gene Ontology annotation, molecular function: RNA polymerase II cis-regulatory region sequence-specific DNA binding; DNA-binding transcription factor activity, RNA polymerase II-specific; protein dimerization activity. Bases 174 to 1019 code for a protein of 281 amino acids. Gene Ontology annotation, biological process: regulation of transcription by RNA polymerase II. Lineage: Eukaryota; Viridiplantae; Streptophyta; Magnoliopsida; Fabales; Fabaceae. The record is from RefSeq and is a predicted model, not a curated record. The transcript is spliced from 6 exons. Gene Ontology annotation, cellular component: nucleus.
GGAGACUUAUGACCCACAGAAGAAAACUACAAAUGGAGUUCGACAAAGCAUCGCAAUCUGGCAUGCAAGCAAGAUGAAGACCGUCGAGAGUGUUUCUGAUGCAUGAAACACCAAAAUCCUCCCACAACAACAACAAACAGGUUAGGACUUAGAGAGCCACUCAUUCCCAUUUGAUGGAGGCGAAGAAGGAAUAUGAAGUGGACCAUCUGAGCACACCCACAGGGACCAGUUUCUCUCAGUUACUAUUCGGAGAUGACGACGACGACGUUGAUGAAAGUGCAUUGGGUCUCGCUGUGGACCAGUCUUACUCUUACAAUUACAACAACCUUACCCGUUCACCUCUUUUCUCCAUUCACAAGGCACCCCAAAUGCUUUGUUUUGGCAACCAUCAAAACGAAGAAGGUGACGUUUUGCUUCCUGAAACCAACUUAACCCCUCAGAAAUCUGUCAUCACUUCUAGUGACUCCUCUUCUGCUAGCGCUUCCUCCUGCAACCACACCAACACCGCCUUCAAUUCCUUACCUAAGUCUAAUAAUAGUUUGCAGAAAAAGCGACAAGAAGGAGUUGCCAAGGUUGGUGUUGGAAGCCAGAGACAAACUAAAAAGAACAAAGCAGAGAACCCCACCUCAACCGGACAUGCAAAGAGGAAGGAGAAGCUCGGAGAACGAAUUGCAACGUUACAACAACUUGUUUCUCCCUUUGGAAAGACAGAUACAGCAUCAGUGCUUCACGAGGCCAUGGGUUAUAUAAGAUUUCUUCAUGACCAAGUUCAGGUCCUGUGCUCUCCUUACUUGCAAAGUUUGCCUUCCUCAUACCAUCAAAAUCAGCACGGGGGCGGAGGUAACAAUGAAGAGGAAGUGAACAAGGACUUGAGGAGUAAGGGUCUUUGCUUGAUCCCUGUGGGAUGCACCGUACACGUGGCAGGUAGCAAUGGUGCUGAUUUUUGGUCAUCUGCUGCAAUAGGGAACAAUGUUAGUUUCACCAUCAGCCAAGCAGUGAAACGAAACCAAGAUCAAUGAAUCCUUUUCAAAAAAAGUUGUAGCCUUUUGGGAAAUGGGUUUCCUAUGUCUGCCCAAAUUGAAGUUGUACCCAAUCUGGAGAUGGAUGGUUGAGGAGGUAAACUACAUGAAAUGGCAAAGAGGGAUAACAAAUAACAAGAAUGGUUCAAAGUUCACACAUGGGGGUACAAACCAGAGGCCAUGAUUUUGUCCUUAAUUAUGUAACAUCUGUUUUGGUUUUUGGGGGGUCCUUUUCUCAGGACACCUAUAUCAAUAUUCUAUAGAAGGAAGGAAGGAAAUAUUUUAUGUAGGAUUUAGGGAUGUGUGCUGGCAUUGAACCCUGAACUAGGAGUCUAGGAUUCCAUAUAUUUUUAUUAUAGAUAUUUUGUCUCUGUAAAUUUCGGUAGGCAAGCCAGUUAAUGAAGUUAUUAUAACAUAUAUUUUUAUUA